AUGCCUCCACAGCUUUGCUUCUCAUUUCUUCCUCCUGAUCCCACACUUCCCAUCCCACUAUCCAUCGUCAUCACAUCAGCCAUCUCAAGCAUGCCGGAAGCAGUCUCAACAGCCGAAACAGCCACAGACGGCGAACCCUCUACACCGCUCUCGCUACUGCGAGCGGUGACCGAAGUGCAAGAACGACGCAUCUCCAUCUGGCGCGAAUACGAUGAUGCAUUCGACCAAUUCCUCGACCCCGCCCAGUCUUCCUCCACCUCUGCUCCCGCCCCCGUCAACGGUUCCCAGAACAACGAUUCCUCCUCCACCACAACCAACGGUCGGGGCUGUGCAGGGUGCAGCACAACCACCGUGCCCCUCUCCUCCCGCCUACUCGCGCAGAUCCUUCAACUCACCACCCAGGCACUCAUCGAAUGCGGCCAUCGACUCCGCGCCAUCCAGACGGAACUCUCCCACUCCACACAUCCGGAGCUGGCUACGUUGGUAGAUCGAAUCCAAUCCAAGGAAAAUGCAUUGCUCAGAAACGUCGUUCAAAGAGACCAGCUGAGGAAGACUAUAUACAAACCCGAUUCCCCAAACGACCUGGAUAGGGACAACAACGAUUCUCAAACAGAAACGUUAGCACAGCUCGAAACAACCAUCGACGAAAUCAGAAGCGAUAUCACAGAACUCAUGCAAGAUGUCUACGCUGAAUCCCUCGACCUACAACAAUAA
This is a messenger RNA of Pseudozyma hubeiensis SY62, 714 nucleotides long. Its product is annotated as protein transporter. Bases 1 to 714 code for a protein of 237 amino acids. NCBI's taxonomy places the organism in Eukaryota, Fungi, Basidiomycota, Ustilaginomycetes, Ustilaginales, Ustilaginaceae. The transcript has a single exon. The record is from RefSeq and is a predicted model, not a curated record.